AUGCCCUGGUCCCACCACUCGCACUCCGGCCAAUUCUGCGGCCACGCAUCCAACACCCUCGAACAGGUCGUUCAAAAAGCCAUAGAAAAGAACCUGUCAACAUUCUGCCUAACCGAACACAUCCCCCGCAAAAAGAUAGAUUUCUACCCCGAGGAAGCAGAAACGCACACCGAACAAAGCCUGCUCCAACUGUUCGACGAUUAUUACCACGAAGCGAGAAGGUUACAACUCAAAUAUGCCGGACAGAUUCAGAUCCUGAUUGGGUUCGAGGGCGAGUGGAUACGGGAGUACUCGUUGGAAGUCAUACAGGACUUGUUGAACAAGUAUGAGUUCGAUUUGUUUGUGGGGAGUGUACACCAUGUCCACACGAUUCCAAUCGACUACGAUACCGACAUGUAUCGUCAAGCCAGGGAGAUCGCGGGCGGGACGGAUGAGCAAAUUUUUGAGGAUUACUUUGAUUCGCAGUACGAGAUGCUCAAAGCUCUGAAGCCGCCAUUGGUAGGGCACUUCGAUCUGAUCCGGCUGAAGAGUGAUGAGCCGGAUAGGAGCUUCAAGACAUGGCCCGGUGUCUGGGAGAAGAUUGAGAGGAAUCUGAAAUUCAUCGCGGAGUAUGGAGGUCUGUUAGAGUUGAAUUCGAGUGCCGUGCGGAAAGGUUUGGCGGAGGCGUAUCCUCAGAGUGAGAUCUGUAAGGUGAGUCACGCCAUCACUGCUAAGAUAGGCGUGUAAUUGACAGCAUCACAGGUCUUCAAAAAUAUGGGAGGUCGCUUCACCCUGUCAGAUGACAGCCAUGGCGUGGAACAGGUCGGGUUGAACUUCGGCAGAACCUGUGACAAUGUUGAGCGUGCGGGUCUGUCAGAGCUAUAUUAUCUAGCGCCUACCGCGGACAAAUCGAAGGCGCACGACAAAAGGUUCCCCGGCGUUUGCUGGGAGCGAAUUUCUGUCGCCGCUGUGAAGGAGCAUGCUUUCUUCCAAUCGUAAGUGGCGAAACCCACCUCUGAGCGGACGACGUGUCAUGUCGGUUCAAGCUGCAAAGCGCAAGCUGCGUGGCCAAGUAGGUCCGAGGGGGGUGUAUUCAAUCGGUCGAGACACUGGUGAGCCUCACUCCGAGAGCAGAACAAGGGACGGUGAUCUCUUAGAGCGAGAAGCGUGUCCUGGAAAUAACUUGAUCACUGCAAUGACAGGUCGUAUUUUCACCACUGCGACCUUGGUAUUCCUACCCAAAUGUCUGAAUGAUUCAAUCUCUGACUAACAAUACACAGGAAUCAUUAG
Messenger RNA from Lecanosticta acicola, 1269 nucleotides. NCBI's taxonomy places the organism in Eukaryota, Fungi, Ascomycota, Dothideomycetes, Mycosphaerellales, Mycosphaerellaceae. The record is from the annotation of a GenBank genome assembly.